GGUAAAUGUAUGGUGUGUGACUGAAUGGUCGCUGACCAGAAGUGAAGAUCAACAUGAAAUCGAGGGGAUCGAAAGAUAUUACGAAGGAUCCAUCGAACACUGCCUUCACCAACGGCACAGAUGGGGGAAACAAAAUCGAGUUGAAACGCCGGAUUACCUUGUUCAAUGGUGUCGCCAUCAUCGUCGGUUCUAUCGUGGGCUCAGGCAUUUUCGUGUCGCCAAAAGGGGUGUUGAACGGUGCUGGGACGGUGGGUUUAUCACUGAUAAUAUGGGCAGCUUGUGGAUUACUCUCUUUGAUUGGAGCGCUAUGUUACGCCGAGCUUGGGACAACCAUCACAUCAUCAGGGGGAGAUUACGCCUACAUCAUGGAGGCUUUUGGUCCAUUCCUUGCCUUUCUUCAACUCUGGGUCAACCUAAUUAUCAUCCGACCUUCAGCCCAAGCCAUUGUGGCCUUGACCUUUGCCUUUUAUGCUCUCCAGCCAGUGUUCGCAACCUGUGAGCCUCCAGACUUGGCUGUUAAGCUGCUGGCAGCUGUCUGUAUAUGUAUUCUUACCUUUGUGAACAUCUACAGUGUUAGAGCUGCCACUCGCAUCCAGGAUAUCUUCACCACAGCCAAGAUUUUGGCCUUGAUUAUAAUCAUCAUCACAGGCCUGGUUAUGAUUGGAAAAGGAGAAAUCGAGCACUUUGAGAAUGCCUUUGAGGAUCCUGUGAAUGAAUUAUCGGUGGGGAGUGUGUCCAUCUCACUUUAUUCUGGACUGUUUGCAUAUGCUGGGUGGAAUUUCCUUAAUUUUGUAACAGAGGAAAUGAAGGAUCCAUUUAAAAACCUACCUCGUGCUAUCUACAUAUCGGUACCACUGGUGACCCUUGUCUACGUCAUGGCUAAUGUGGCAUACUUCUCUCUGGUGUCUCCUCGAGAGAUGAUGGAAUCCAACGCAGUUGCUGUUACUUUUGGUGAUAAAGUAUUUGGUGUUAUGGCAUGGAUCAUCCCAGUCUUUGUGGCACUCUCCACUUUUGGAGGCGUGAAUGGUAUGCUCUUCACAUCUGGCAGGCUAUUUUAUGUUGGUGCUAGAGAAGGUCAUCUACCAGAUUUCUUUGCCAUGAUUCAGAGGAAACGGUUCACGCCAAUGCCAGCCAUAUUGUUCACAGGUGUGAUAUCUCUGCUUUACCUGAUAUCCAAUGACAUCUAUGCUCUGAUCAACUACAUGAGCUUUGUUCAGUGGCUGUCAGUGGGCAUGUCUAUCCUGGGCAUGAUGAUUCUUCGACACACGCGACCUAACAUCCCCAGGCCUAUAAAGUUGAACCCUCUGAUUCCAUGGACGUUCCUAGCUGCCUGUGUCUUCCUGCUGAUUGUGCCCCUGUAUGCUGCCCCCAGGGACACGGGCAUAGGGGUGGCCAUCAUCUGCUCUGGUAUCCCUGUUUACAUCAUUGGGGUGAUGUGGAAGAAGAAGCCGAAGUCUAUCACAAACUUUGUCACCAAGCUGACAAUAUUAGGCCAGAAGAUGUGCGAUGUGGUACCACAGGAGAUUGAAAAACCCACAGCCUUGUAGUCCAUGGCACGAAAUGAUGGAGGGAGUGACAGGUGUGGGCAGAUUGAGGCGUGGAAAAUGGGAAAUCUGCUUUACCCGUCACUGCUGUAGUCAACAGUCCUUCUAGUACAGCUGUUAUGGAACAGAGAACAAAACUUCUUGCUAUCAGUGACCAUUGGUCAGUAGCUAUCCAGUUAAUUUUUUAGGCAUUUGUUUUUAUGUCUGCAUGCAUUUUUAACAUUGUUAUAUAAUACUUGACUAUUAACCCUCAGAAAGUGACCGAUAUGCUUAAGCCUUCGG
Messenger RNA from Liolophura sinensis, 1826 nucleotides. Its product is annotated as large neutral amino acids transporter small subunit 1-like. Gene Ontology annotation, biological process: amino acid transmembrane transport. Lineage: Eukaryota; Metazoa; Mollusca; Polyplacophora; Chitonida; Chitonidae. Gene Ontology annotation, molecular function: L-amino acid transmembrane transporter activity. The transcript is spliced from 12 exons. The record is from RefSeq and is a predicted model, not a curated record. The coding region runs from base 54 to 1547 and encodes 497 amino acids. Gene Ontology annotation, cellular component: membrane.